This is a messenger RNA of Suillus subalutaceus, 1768 nucleotides long. RefSeq lists its product as uncharacterized. The transcript is spliced from 5 exons. Lineage: Eukaryota; Fungi; Basidiomycota; Agaricomycetes; Boletales; Suillaceae. The record is from RefSeq and is a predicted model, not a curated record. The coding region runs from base 227 to 1768 and encodes 513 amino acids.
UGAAAGACAAUAGCCAGUCUGUGCAUCUUGUACGGAUGUGUGCAGUACAAGGAGGAUUGCCGCACUGCCAUGCGAUGUAAAUCAACGGUUCACUGGAUACACAUAAAUACCGCGUCGCACGGCAGCUUUGCCAUCACGAAGUCACAUGCACCAGAGGUUAUGGUCAUAAGCGACAUAGAUUAAACUGCGUGUCCAUAAUGCGCUGGCCUUCCUGUCUCUGCCUCCCAUGACAGCUUCUUCCAACCCGACAGAUGAAAGUUCGCAUCUGUCCGGUCUUCUUGCACUCUCGAGUCACCAGGACUGUGACUCAAUGAUAUCUGAUGCGAAGUUCACUGCUGAUACUAUAACCGAUUGUUACGACCGCAGUCUGACAACUCGCCGCAGAUAUGCCCUUGUCGGAGUGGCAUGCUCGAGCAUCUUCAGCUGCUCAUGCAUCCUUGCAGGCAUUGUCACUCUAGCCAAACACGGAGUCGACGGUGCGGCUGUGGCCAACCUGGUCAAUCCAGAGAAGGAUACUCAGUUGUAUCUGCAGGGGGAGAUAUUGUCCCUGACACUCAACUUAGUCGUCACGUUAUGCACCGAGUCCAUAGGCUUCGUACACGCCAUCUCGUUGCGCUCUGCGCUAGCUUCAGAGUCUCGACUUCGUUUUAACACCAAUCUGCGCCUUCUGACCGCAGCUCGUGGAUGGUAUCACCCUAAUGGCGCACUGCUUAACGGUAUCUCGACUGUCCUCCUCAUUAUAUCCUACAGCUCGGCCUCACUCGUCGUAUGUUUCGACUAUCAAAUGACGCAACAAACAUAUGAGGAGGGUAUUGCCAUCGCAGGAUUACCUCUCCUCAUUUUGGGCAUCGCACUCCUGCUCCAGGUGAUGAUCGCAUUAUCAGGGAUACGGGCUGUCAAAAUAUUGACGUGGAGCUCCUCACCUUUCGACUUGACCGCCACACUGGUCCACCACACGCAAUUGACCCCUGUUACUUUCCGGUGCAUGCGUCGUGUGUCUGACCUAGACAUGGGUGGAGGUCCAGCGAAGCCGCCAGAGAUACAGCCCUCGGCAUGGCAUGCCCACCCUAGCAUCCGGAAAGUUAUCAUUUCUCUUUGGGUGAUCGUCGCAGCAUGCGCUGGAUGGGCCGCACUCGUCAUGUACAUUUGGGACAAGAACGACAGCACGCAUAUAUUUUCCUCCAAUGCGCUGACCCUACAAACGUGGUCGUUCUUGCCAAACUCAGCGCUGUCCAAUUCCAUGGCGUAUGGUAUGCUGAGUGUCAAUGCUGAGGCGUGGAUUCUGCUCUUUGUCAACAUGGCAGUUGUCCAGGGACCGUUGACGCUUGGGCUGCAUUGCUCAGAGCUCAUCGCAAAUGUCAUUCGAGACGAAAAACAGUGGAGAUGCGCUACCGGAGAGAAAGGACUUAUUACGACGACGAACCCGUUGAAGAUGAUUUUCAGUCAUCCGAUUUGUCUCGUACUUUUCGUCGCGAAGCCUUUCCUGCAUUGGAUGUUUGGACUUUCGUUCAUCAUAUCUCCCGGCUUGAUUGGUGGACAAGUAACAGGGUUUUUGGUGGUCAUGUUGACUGCCCAGCCGGCUGCAUACGGCCACGUCCAGACGCUCGCCAACCUCGUGGACGAGUGGUCGCCUGUGAUGUGGUGGGGACACAAGGAGGACGGAUCUCCGUACUGUCAUGCUGGGACGAGCGAUCACCCGCUCCCGGAUGUGAAGAUGGACCGCGUUUAUGCUGGUUCUGGUGCUGGGUCCCUGGUGCCCGUCUCGUGA